UCAAAAUUGUUGCUGGCUGCUAAACAGAUUUUCGCUAUUUUUCAUAAAAGGUAGAAUUGUUUGAGAAUCAAAUAAAUGGACGCAAAUCGCGGAAUUCUCUUGGCUGUAGAUCAAUUAUGCUCACGGCUGAAAUUGUUACCUCUUGUGGAAAGUUGUGAACAAGCUUGGCCUACGAGAAUCGACCUCCAAUUGAUUGUUCCCAACUAUCAGAAUAAUUUGUUUGCUCUACGGGAAAUGAUAAGAGAAAAUGGGUCUCUGCUGUUAUCCGAGGUCACAGAUAAUAUGCUGAGGGUCAUCAUAUCGGUGAUUCAAUGUUGCUAUGAGUCGACGGCUUUUCUGUUAGAUGAAGGUCUAGCCGAUGUGCAACGAUCAAUUCGGGACGAAUUCGUUUGGGAUAAAGUCGUGGUGCAUCAUAGCAGUGGAAUGAUUAUGCUCACGCUGUUCAAGCACUACGAAAAAGUCCUUCUUUCGGACAGUUGGUUCUAUCAUUUUGGAGAUCUUUCAAGCUUCUGGGGCUUCGUGUGGGAUUUGUUAGGUUCCGACGUUCAACAUUGCCUUCUAAAUCGUAGCGUUGUUGCUUUGAUCGAGCAGAUUUGCUUUAAGCUGAUGCGCUCGCAGUCCAUUCAGUUGUGCAUUAAAGGUGUGACGAUAAUCGAGGAAUGCAUCUAUAAAACCCGCAAUUGUUCGCUGAUGGAUUAUGAAGUUUUGUACGAUCAGCUGUUUUUGAGUACUUGGAGGAUGUUUGAGAACGAUGAACGAAAUCAAAAAAUAUCCGUCAUACUGUUGAAUGCUUUAAUCGAGUGUAUCAAAGUGCUUGAAGUGGAUAGGAACCAAUUGUUUACAGUUAUUCGACAUUUUGAUAAUUUUAGUAGAGCUGAUGCUUUGAUGGAGCUUCUAUUGAAAGGUCUUGCUGCUUCCAAGACCCUGGAAAGAUCAACUGCAUUGAUCAAAUAUGUUAUCCUGCUGCUCACGAUUGAACAUUCGCACCUCCGAGUUCUCGAGCGGAGGGAUAUAGUAGCGUUUAAUUCAGGAGAUUUAGAAAGCAAGACUUCCAUUGCUGAUGAAUUGAUAAUUAUGGAUGGAAGGGACAUAAUUGGUGUAACUGACUGGUGGAAAAUAGCUGAGCAAUUGGACCAUAGUCGUUUUCAUCUGUGGACUUCAAAGUUGCUCUAUAUGCUGGCCACUGAAAUUGAUAAAUUGGAUGAUGUUACUGUUUAUCUGCAGUAUCUCAUCUGUGUUCUAUUCUUCAUAAUCGACUGCCCCGGAUUGUGCUUCGACUCGUCAAAUGUCUUCAUUGAUACCAUCAAUUUGAUGGUAACAUUCCUUCGGAAGUAUGCCAACACAUUGAACUGUGCUUUCAUGCUAGGUGAAGAUAUGAAUACCUCAAUGAAAGGCUGCGUUCAGUUUUUCCAUGCUGCUGUGCAGUUGUUGAAGGAAUUUUCAAUCGGUGUACUUCGGAAUCAUCCCAAUCUCUCGGAUUCUCUGACAAAAGGAUGCGGAAAUGGGUAUGAAUUGGAUCAGAUUAGAUAUUUGGAUGACAUCACCCUGGAAAUGUAAAAUUGGACAUACCGACAAAUCAAACGCCCUAUCUAAGUGAAAUAUGGUCUGGCGCAAAUCAAUUUAAAGAAUUAAUCUUCAGUAUUGUUUAUAAUUUAGCUAAAACUUGUGUUGAAUAAUUAUGCCA
Molecule: messenger RNA, 1684 nt
Organism: Toxorhynchites rutilus septentrionalis
Lineage: Eukaryota; Metazoa; Arthropoda; Insecta; Diptera; Culicidae
Exons: 4
Coding region: 76-1557 (493 amino acids)
Source: RefSeq, a predicted model, not a curated record